Molecule: messenger RNA, 3250 nt
Organism: Paramuricea clavata
Lineage: Eukaryota; Metazoa; Cnidaria; Anthozoa; Malacalcyonacea; Plexauridae
Source: the annotation of a GenBank genome assembly
CUCUGGUAUAUCACUCGGUCAAAAGUUGGAGGCCUGGGCACUAGUGCAAUGGUUCGGCGCGCAAAGAAUUAUGGGAAGGUGUUCGCGAGAAGCCUGGCACUAGUUACCGGUGGCGUCGAACGAAACACGAGGAAGCGACAAUUCCAAAAUUUCAAACGAAUUCUGACUUGUUUUUUAUCAAAAUCCGGCCAUAAAACACGAUGGAUAAGCUUGAUAUGUCACUCGAUGAUAUCAUAAAGGCGGGCAAGAAAACCAGAGGGACAGGACGUGGCCGUGGAAGAGGGAGAGGCGCCACUAGAGGAGGUGGAGGGCCAACACGACGUGGUCGAGGCUACAACACUAGAUCUACCACUCGUGAAACACCGUAUAGUAGGGUGAGUAUUCUGGACGUUUGUGUGUUGCUAGUGUUGGCUAGAGGCUGGAUUUUGUUCUCUUCUAUACUUUAAUAAGCCUUGAAAAGUCCUAUGCAAGUAUCAAGUAUUUGUAGCUAGUGGCUACGUGUUUUAUGUAGGUGGUAUUGUCAGAUUUUGUUUAUAAAUAUACAGAUAUUGUUCUAUAGCCUUGUAAACAUGUGAAACCAUGAUAAAUCACUGCAAUAAAAGCUAUGCAGUGAUUAAUUGUCCGACACUUUAUCCCAAUAUUUAGACGCUAUUUGUCUGACAUAAGUAUUUUCUCAUUCUGAAAUGCUGAAAUGAUACCAUAUAAAUUUCAGUUGAUUUUUAUCACUAAAAAUAAAUUGAUGCUUCUUAAUAGCGGUGAAUUUUAUCCUGUUUGAUAAUUUAUUCAUGUGAUGUACCAAGAUCUUUCCUUGGUGCCCAAUUCUCCAUUAAAAAGCCAACAAUAUUUUUCUAGCCAAGACAGCUCCCCAGCAAAUGGCAACAUGAUAUGUUUGACGGCAACGGUGGUGGUGGUGGUGGUAAUCGAAGAUCGGCAUCAGCUGGUGGUUUGUCAACAGGAUCGAAACUUCAUAUUUCAAAUUUAGACUUUGCAGUUUCCGAAUCAGAUAUACAGGUAUAAUUGACCAAUAGAAGAGAAGGAUUGAUUAAUUUCAGUAAGCAUUACACGGCAGUGGAUGGCGACCAAUUUCAGAAAUGUUGAGCAUUCCGUGCCAGUGUAGGUAGUGCCAUUAAUGGGUCGUUCCAGAAAAGAUCCAUACUCCCCCACAGAGGAAAUUUCUGCCAUCCGGAGGGGGAGGGUUUCUGAUAAUAGUAAAUGUAUUAGGACAUCUGAAGGGGGUAGGGGGGUUAACUUCCCAUUUCCUCCGUGGGGGUGGUAUGGAUGUUUUCUGGAAUGACCCAAUUAAGGAUACAACUACCUGAACAAUACAAGGAGAACUUGGACAUUUUGAGCUAACAUCCUUCGUUUUGGGAAGUUACUUGGACAUUUUAGCCAAGGCCCUUCGUCUGUAACUUCCCAAUGAAGGGCUUUCGUUCAAAACGUUGAAAUUCUCCUUAUCUUUUUCAGAUAGUUGUAUCUAUCAAUCCGCCACUUUCGGAAAUGAACAAGCUUUCGUUGGUAGGGAUGCAACUACCUGAAAAAUAUAAGGAGAAUUUUGAAGUUUUGAGCGAAGUAACUCCAGAUGGACCAUGGGGAAUGAGUUACUAGCAAGUCCAGACGAAGGGCCUUCGCUAGGAACAUCAAAAUUCUCAUUUUUUUCAGGUAGUUGCAUCCCUACCAACGAAAGCUUGUUCAUAUUAUUGCCACUACCUACACUGGCACAGACAGUUCAAGAUUAAAACACAAGUCUAGGACAUGAAGACAAUUUCACAUUAUUUUCUUACGCUGAUAAAUACAGGUUCACUACCAUCCCCUGUACAAUGAUGCUUAGUGAAACUCCUCUGUAAAUAUGAUGAAAAGCUUACUGUUAUUUUAAAGUUAUGAACAAGUCAGUUAAAACAUUGUUCCUUGUUUAUUUAGGAACUCUUUAGCGAGUUUGGGAAAAUGAAACGUUCAUGUGUUCAUUAUGACGCAUCUGGAAGGUCACACGGUACAGCGGAGGUCGUUUAUCAAAACAGAGAUGACGCUUUGAACGCAAUUAAACAAUAUAAUGGGGUACCGCUAGAUGGUUCGUUGAUUACUAAUUUUGUGUUUUAUUAUUUUCGACUCUAUUAUUAAAAUGUCAAUACAUUUGUUAUAAAAAUUGAUGUGUGUAUAUCAUAUAGGUAGGGCCAUGAAAAUCGAAAUGAUGUCGGAUGGAAAUUCUUCACAACAACGAGAAACGUUCAGGUUUGUGUGUAUACUAUCUUUCUUACAUCAACAGAAGUAGAUGCAAGCAUCAGCCUAGGUGCUUCAGAGAUCCAUGUUUUUACAUGUGUAUGCACAGAAAAUUUUAAAUGCUUCAUAGUUAUAUUUGUGUGGUUACUGAGGCUUGAGCCUUUCCAUUUGGUCAGACUUUGACCUUGUGUUAUUGUUUUACAGUCCUCGGCGUCAAGGAGGUGGUUUUCGGGGACGUAGAGGAACAGGUGGUGGUUUUCGGGGACGGCGAGGAUUUGGUAGAGGUCGUGGAGGGCGAGGUGGACGAGGAGGUGGAAUGAAGAAGAUCAAAACCGCUGAAGAACUCGAUGCCGAACUUGAUGAGUAUAAUGCUAAGGUAUUUGAUGGAAUAUAUUGACAUGAGAAUACACCCUUUCAGAAAGGACUCAGUCUUGCUAUAGAGCCUUGUUCUGUGUGAUUGAGAUAUUAGACAGAUUUAGAUCGAGGACGCGGACGUCAAAAACGAUGUGAAAAUGCCGUCAAAAUGGCGUGGCAUAUCCAUACAUGGGCACAACACGCCAUUUUCACGUCGUCUUUGACGUCCGCGUCCUCGAUCUAAAUCUCUAUUGAGUUUACUGAGAAUGACAUGAAAUAAAUUUUAAAUAAAUUUAUUUUUUCUUAUAGGGUGAUUCUGACAUGUUGGAAGACUAAGGAUAAUUUAUCGCAAGAUAUGAACUUGUUCAAAAUAUAACAAAAAAAUUGACAGUGCAGUUUUAUAGUUCUGUACUUUGGAAAAGUGUAAAGACAAUUAUUUUGUGAUGUUAUGCCGCUUUGUGACAGACUUGUCUUGGGGAAGUAAAACGUCUGAUAGGCUUCAUAUAGCCAUGCAAUGGGACAUGACUUUUAACUAGACUUGUGUCUUUGUAAAUCAUAUGGUGUUUUUAGAUAUUUGUCUUAAGAAAUAUGUUUUGUAAAUAUAUAUGUUUUUGCCUGACAAUGCAGUAUGGCAAGACAUUACACCUAGUAGAUAUUUGUAGACAUUCCUAUGCUUACUGGC